Molecule: messenger RNA, 1848 nt
Organism: Leptosia nina
Lineage: Eukaryota; Metazoa; Arthropoda; Insecta; Lepidoptera; Pieridae
Source: the annotation of a GenBank genome assembly
AUGUCUACGAAAUCGAAAAAGACCGUAUCUUCGUCCUCAAACAUAAGUGUUGUGUCGUCAGUGCAGAGUCCCCCACAAUCGAGCACUCCUGUUGGUAGCCGCCCUUCUAGUUCAGCCGGCAGGCCAAGCAGCCCUUUAAGCCCUACUAGGCACAGUCGUCUACAGGAAAAGGAAAAUUUACAAAACCUAAAUGACCGCCUUGCCGCCUACAUCGACAAAGUUCGCCAGCUCGAGAGCGAAAACUCGGGGCUGCGCCGUGAAAUACAAACCACACAGGAGGUGGUCACACGCGAGGUUUCUAACAUAAAGGGCAUGUAUGAGCAUGAACUGCAGGACGCCAGGAAGCUCCUAGAUGAUACGUCCCGUGAGAAAGCCAAGUUAGAGAUCGAUUUAAAGAGACUGUACGAAGAAAACGAUGAUCUAAUUAAACGUUUGGACAAGAAAACGAAGGACUGGCAGCAGGCAGACAACUUGGCGCGCCAUUUCGAGACUCGGUUCACGGAAGAGAGCAACAAGUAUAACACUGCACUUGCUGAUAAGAAGAAGGCUCAAGAUGAGGCCAGGGACUUGGCGAAGGAGUUGGAGAAACUUAAGAAGGUGUACGCGGAGACGCGCAAGACUCUUGAAGAGGAGAUGCUCUGCCGCAUCGACAUGGAGAACACAGUGCAAAGUCUUCGCGAAGAACUGUCGUUCAAAGAUCAGGUAUUCCAGCAAGAGUUGCAGGAGACACGUACCCGAAGACAGGUCGAAAUUUCCGAGAUAGAUGGAAGACUUGCACAACAAUAUGAAGCCAAACUACAGCAGAGUCUCCAGGAGUUACGUGAGCAACAAGAGGCUAAUAUCAAGGCCAACCGUGAUGAAAUUGAAGCUCUCUAUGAAAAUAAGCUUAAGAACCUACAAGCAGCUGCAAACCGCAACAGCAGCGCGGCGACCGUCGCUGUCGAAGAACUGCGCACCAUGCGUACGCGCAUCGAUAGCCUUAACAACAACUUGAACGAUCUUGAAAAUAAGAAUGCUGCUCUUAGCAACCGUUGCCGUGAAUUGGAACGCCAAUUGGAGUCUGAACGCGCCCGUCAUGCUGAGGAUCUGGCAUCCUUGGAGCAGGAACUGGCUCGGCUUCGCGAUGAGAUGGCAGCCCAACUGCGAGAGUACGCCACCCUCAUGGAUAUUAAGAUAUCUCUUGACCACGAGAUCGCCACUUAUCGUACUCUCCUUGAAGGAGAAGAAGACAGAUUGAACAUAACGGCACAGUCGCCCGGUCGCGACUCCCGCGCUUCCAUGAGCGCAAGCGUGAGCGGCAGCGGACGCGUGACGCCCGGUCGUAGAGCCACGCCCCUCCGCGCUGCACGCAAGCGCACUCUACUCGAUGAGAGCGAAGAGCGUAGUCUUCAAGACUUCAGUGUCACAUCCUCUGCUAAGGGCGAUAUCGAGGUAGCCGAAGCGUGCCCCGAUGGCUCUUUUGUUAAAAUCCGGAAUAAGGGGAAGAAGGAACAAAGCAUCGGUGGAUACCAGAUUGUUCGCAAAGCCGGCGACCAAGAGACCCUAUUCAAGUUUCACCGCACGGUGAAGUUGGAGCCUGGCGCGAUAGCGACCGUAUGGUCGGCUGACGUCGGCGCUGACCACGACCCGCCCAGGGAUAUCGUUAUGAAAGGCCAGAAGUGGUUCGUCGCCGACACGUUUUCGACAACGCUGUUGAACAAUGAACAAGAGGAAAUUGCGACGUCAGAGAGACAGCGACGGCAAGUAAGCACGAGCGCACAAAGACACCGUGAGCUCGCCCACAAGUUCCCACGACGUGAAGGACUCGGUGAGAUACGCGAAGGAGAAGAGAACUGCCGUAUAAUGUAA